Hylaeus anthracinus is the source of this 2621-nucleotide messenger RNA. RefSeq names its product beta-1,4-glucuronyltransferase 1-like. The coding region runs from base 792 to 2312 and encodes 506 amino acids. The record is from RefSeq and is a predicted model, not a curated record. Lineage: Eukaryota; Metazoa; Arthropoda; Insecta; Hymenoptera; Colletidae. The transcript has 6 exons.
CGACCGCAGCGCCGCGCCUGCGCGUAGCCCUCUGGUGGUUGAUCGGGGAGUGUGGCGGCGUGCGUGCUCGCCCCCAGCGUUCAGUCGGAUGCUGUUGCUCGAAUGGAGCGGUUACCAGAGCAGGGGGGAAGGAAUAUUUCGGGCCAUGCUCUAGUCCCUUUCUCGUCGGCACGAUGUCACGAUUUCCUACCUCGAUACUUUGAUUGGCAACCUUAGCAACGGCCUGGCGACACUAGACACCACGCGUGUUACCUGUCUGUGUCUGUCCACCUCUACAUGGUUUUGUGUCUCUCCCUCACGGAGCGGGUUGAAAACUCGGCAGCUCUGCGGGGUAUAUUCCCCAAGCUGUGGCGAGACCUCGUGAUCAGUCAGCCGUGCGACAGAAUAAACGCGGACACGCACAAGUCUCGUUACGCGGCCAGAAAACAUUCGCCGGCGAAAGAGACGUGGAACUCGAGCGUGUGUGGCAGCGAUGCACGUUGUCUCGUGGUUUUUGUGACUGGACGUGACCGGGAUAUUUCGUGGUGCCUGCACUGUGGAAGCUACGGUGGACUGGCCGAGCGGAGAGGGUCGAAAAAUCGUGGGCGACAUUUUUGCGGAAUCCUGGGCCACGGAGAUGUCACGCUGAAGGGGCUCACGGGAGGGGUCAGAAGGAGGAGGUCGAGGACAGCUGAAGCCAUGCUCAGAUCCUGAUCGCGACGGCCCCCCGGGGGUGGUGAAACGGUGGAACGGAUCGCCGAGGUCGGACGGAGCCGGGGUAGCUGGAGCGCGGACCUGGGGGAGGUUGGAGAAUGAGCAUGUUCAGCAUCCUGCGUAGAAAUUGGGCACUUCGCGUGUCGGUGGUGCUCAACAUCUGCGUGUUGCUGUACGUGUGCGCCCACUUCGGCUCCUCCGGGCCCUGGAUCGAGGAACCGCCGACCAACUGGGCGGCGCCGUUGCAAUCGGAGACUUUCGGCGCCGUGGACAUCGCCAACGGCACGCAGAAGGGCGCCACGUCGUCGGUGGUACCAGCUACCAGGGAUGCCAACGGCAAGGUCGCUGUCAGCAAGGUCUCCCAGCGCGGCAACGCCACCAGCAUGACCAGGACGAGGCUUCUCACCAUGAAACCCACGCCGAACGAGGCCAAGGUCGACACGGAGCCCUUCUCCAAGGAAGAGGUGAAGGUGAAUCCGCCGACCGUCCUGCCGACGAUGAGCCUGCAGGAGGCGGUGCUCUGCAACGAAAAGUCCUCGGCGCCGAGGAGAGCACAGCGUGGCGAUUACUGGGUCCUGUACAAUUACGUGCCGAUGAGCAUGGCGGUGAGAUGCUGGGAAAGCGUGACGUACACCACCCACGCGGACUACACGUUCCUGGACAAUCUGGAGCCUCUGCUGGAGCGAUGGAGGGCACCGAUAUCGAUCGCGAUGCACGCCCCUGGCACAGACUUCCCGGCGACCCUCGACGCCAUCAAGUACUCGAGAAACUGUGGCAGCCCGCUGGUUGCUCAGCUGGUCACCUUCCAUGUCUUCUUCAGCAGUAAACACGUGCCAAAAGUGGUACCGCCAUCCGAGAAAGUUGCGUCCGAUACGUACAACUGCACGCUGGGGCCACCGUGGGUUAACGUCACGCUUUCGAAGAUGUACAAAAACGAGAAGAAGCUGCUGUACCCCGUGAACGUUGGCCGUAACAUCGCCAGAGAGUCCGCACCGACGUUCUACGUAUUCGCCAGCGACAUCGAGCUCUAUCCGAAUCCCAAUUUGCCUGCAAAGUUCCUCGAGAUGAUCACCAGAAAGGAUCAACCGGCCCUUUACAAGCCUAAUCCGAAAGUUUUUGUACUCUCCAUCUUCGAGGUGGACGAAAAGAAUCAACCACCGAAUAACAAAACGCACUUGGUUCAAAUGCUGAAGGCUGGCACCGCCAUUCCUUUCCACAAAAAAUUGUGUUCCGGUUGCCACAACGUUCCACGAAGCAAAGAAUGGCAGGAGGCGCCGGAGACCGAAGAUCUCCACGUGUUCCACGUCGGCAAAAGGACCGGGACCUUUGUUCACUGGGAGCCCAUUUUCAUUGGGACCAAUAACGACCCAUUGUACGACGAGAGGCUCAGCUGGGAAGGGAAGAGCGACAAAAUGACCCAGGGUUACGCGCUGUGCGUUCUCGACUACGACUUCCUGAUCCUGGACAACGCGUUCCUAGUCCAUCGUCCGGGCAUCAAGAUCUUCAAGAAGGAUGCUCACCGGGAGAUGCUCACCGCGAAGACGAACGCGCUGAUCAAGAAGAUAAUCAUACCGGAAUUGAAGAUCCUUUACGGAACUAGGAAGGGUUGUGCCGUGUAGCCCGUGGAGAACAGAGCGCGACGCGUGCUCCACAGGUGUCCUUCUGCGAAAUGGCAGCAUCUGAGAUCGUCCUCGACGUUCAGACGAAAGAUCAGUGGACUUGCAACGCAACAAAGUUUCGUUUCUUUAACGUUUUAUUCGAAGCCUCUAACAGGCGAGUGACUUCAGAUAUGCUUCGGAUAACGCCCUUCAGUCAAACUGUCCAGAGAAUCCUGAAGAGUGUAGGUAGACAGUCUCGCCCCUUUUCCUGGCGACGACUUACGCAUCGGCAUCGUUGUUUCUCAUUCCUGGAGGAUGAAAUAGCGUUGG